Spinacia oleracea (spinach) is the source of this 1029-nucleotide messenger RNA. RefSeq lists its product as uncharacterized. The transcript has a single exon. The coding region runs from base 1 to 1029 and encodes 342 amino acids. Lineage: Eukaryota; Viridiplantae; Streptophyta; Magnoliopsida; Caryophyllales; Amaranthaceae. The record is from RefSeq and is a predicted model, not a curated record. Gene Ontology annotation, molecular function: catalytic activity.
AUGGAGGUGGAAUCCCUCCUGAUUCUAAUGGAUAGAAUGGUAUUCUGGAAUGUCAGGGGGGUGAAUAGGGGCACCAAACAAAAAGAUGUAAAAUCCUUUUUGAACUCAAAUAGGUGCAGCCUUGUUUGUCUCCUUGAAACAAAGGUCAAAGCUCACAAUCUGGGGGCUUUGUACCUUAAUUUGUUUACUGGUUGGUCUUUCACCUCCAAUAACAUGUGUCACCCUGGUGGUAGGAUUAUUCUUGCUUGGAAUCCAUCUGAAUUCCAGGUGAAUCCCUAUUUCAGUUCCAGUCAGUUAAUUCAGUGUGCCAUUAAACCAAAAAAUGGUAGUCAGUUUGAAUGUUCCUUUAUAUAUGCUCAUAAUUCUCAACAAGAUAGAGUUGCUCUUUGGAAAGAUCUUUGCUCUAUAGCUGGUUCAGUUAAUGAUGCUUGGAUCUUGAUGGGUGACUUUAACUGUGUUCUCAACACAGAUGAGAGAGUGGGUAGUGCAGUUAGAUUACAUGAAAUUCAGGAUUUCCAGUCCUGUGUUAAUACUUGUGGCUUGGUGGAUGCUAAACUAAAUGGUAAUUUUUUCACCUGGAAUAAUAAACAACAAGGCAGUAGGAGAGUGUUCUCUAAACUGGAUAGAGUUUUGAUAAAUCAGGCUUGGCUCACACACUAUCCAAAUACUGAGGUUUGUUUUAAAAAUGAGGGUUACUUUGACCAUUGCCCUGGCAUUGUUUCUGUUUACCCUCAUUUGGCAGCAGGGAAAAAGCCCUUCAAGUUCUUUCACAUGUGGCAAGAAGCUCCUCAAUACAAAGACAUUGUGAUGACUGCUUGGAAUAUGUCUGUUACUGGCACUCCCAUGUAUCAGGUGGUUCAGAAACUGAAAAAUGUAAAAAUUGCUUUGAAAAAGUUGAACAAGGAGGGGUUUGGUGAUAUUGAGGCCAAGGAAGCUAAAACAGCUCAGGCUCUGCAGGAGCUGCAAGAUGAAUUACACAAAAACCCUGCUGAUGUUGAGAUGGCUAAUAAAGAAAAACAAGCACAAUAG